CCCAGACGUCCCCCCUCCAACUCCAUCUGCUCAGCUUUGGGUUUGGGCCACGUCCGCACCUUCGAUCUCCUCCACCACGAUUUUUCGGGUUCCUGCCUCCGUCUUUUGGUUGAACAAUGUUCCAGAACCAAAUCCAGAACCCAUUUAUUUCGUGUUCUAAUCCGGACCGGAACCGGUGGUAUCGUUGGGAUCAUAAUCCAAGUAUCCAGAACUGUGGUGGAGAUGGAAAAUGAGAGGGUGAUGCUUCACGGCGUGCCCAUCUCCCUGCCCUACACCGUGAAGCACCCCACGCUGACUGUGGAGCAGAGGGGGUGGGAGGUGGAGCUGAAGACCCCCUGGGGGCUCCGAGUGGCCUACGAUGGGCAGCAUGGGAGGGUGAGCGUCCAAGUGGAGAGCUCCUAUGGGGGCCAACUCUGCGGGCUCUGCGGGGACUUCGACGGGGACCCCCGUAACGAUCUGAUGCCGGCCAGAGGAUGGAGAGUGGAUGAGGAUGAGGAGUGCGAAGAUCGGUCGGGAUGUGGGGAAGAAGACGGGAAGAAAGGAGAGAACGGAGAGGAAUGUGGGGUGCUGUUGGAUAAGGACGGACCCUUCCGGCUUUGCCACGAGGUGGUGCACCCCGAAACUUACUACAGGGAUUGUAUGGCCGACCGGUGUCACAGCAAUGGGGUCUGCAGGGUCGUGGCUGCCUACGUGGCUGCGUGUCAGGAGGUGGGGAAGGAGGUCCUGGAGUGGAGAUCACAAGGGUUCUGUGCACCCAACUGCCCCAAGGGAACCCGCUACGCUCUCUGCACCCCAAACUGCGCCCACGAGUGUCGCGAGGGCUGCGUGUCCCCCCACGACCCCCAAAGCGGGGGCAAGAAAUGUGGGGCAGCAUCAACACCGGUGACCUCAGGGACGUGUAGGGCUGUGGGGACACAUCACUACCUGAGCUUCGAUGGGGCGGCUGUGACCGUAAGGGAUAAUUGCACCUACGUGGUGGCACGGAGCUGCAGUGAGGAUGGAGCCCACCCCCCAUUUGAGGUGACGGCCACGGACCCCCAGGGGGGGGUCAGGAAUCGGAGCGUGGUCGUUGCUGUGCAUGGACAUCGCUUUGUGAUGAGCGCUGGGAAACACGUGGUGGUCGACAGCUCCGCGGUUCCUCUUCCCUUCUGCCUGCCCCACCGGGCCGCCUGCCUGGCCCACAAAGCUGCCACCAUCCUCCUCGUCACCGACUUCGGCCUCCGAGUCACCGUGGGCCCCGGGGACAUGUUGUCCGUCACCGUGCCUUCCUCCUACCACAACUCCACCUGCGGCCUCUGCGGCAACUUCGAUGGUCGCCACCAUAACGACCACCUCCAUCGUAACGACGUGGCCACGUGUCACCGUCUGUGUCCAGGACCCAAAUGUCCCCCGUGUCGACAGCCCCCCAAGAAUGAGUACAUCCACAGCAAGCUUUGCAAUGUCCUGAAGGACCCCCAGGGUCCUUUUGGGGUCUGUCAUGAUGUUGUUCGUCCUGGGAUUUACUUUGAGAUCUGUCUGUGGGAGCUCUGCGAGUCCCCCGGGGACAGGGAUGCCCUUGGAGAGGUCCUGGCAGCUUACGACGCCGCUUGUCGCCAGGCAAAGAUCCGGGUGGGACCGUGGCGCAUCCCCAGGACCUGCCGAAACCUUCUGGGAGUGCUGCAGCCGCUGCUGUCUCCAAACCUGCCCCUCCCCAUCAACCCACCGCUGCUGUGA
Coturnix japonica (Japanese quail) is the source of this 1713-nucleotide messenger RNA. The record is from RefSeq and is a predicted model, not a curated record. Lineage: Eukaryota; Metazoa; Chordata; Aves; Galliformes; Phasianidae.